AGCCAAGCCAAGCCAACCAGUAAGUACCCUUGUACCCUCAGGCACUCAAGUCUCUCAAGCCGCCACCACCGCCAAGAUGAGCCUUUCCCUGUACCGCGAUCCCUUCUUCGACAGCUGGGACAUGUUCCCUUUCCGUGGCGAGGAGCAGAAGCGCUUCAACAUGCUCGGCUCCUGCGACAUUGUGGAGAGCAAGGACGCCCACAUCUUCACCAUGGACACGCCCGGCAUGUCCAAGGACGACGUCAAGAUUGAGGUGGAGAACGACGUCCUCACCGUCUCCGGCGAGCGCAAGAGCAAGCACGAGGAGAAGGACGACAAGGUGCACCGCGUGGAGCGCCACUACGGCUCCUUCAAGCGCAGCUUCGGCCUCCCGGAGGGCGUCGACGCUAGCAAGGUCAAGGCCAAGUUCGACAACGGCCAGCUGCGCAUCGAGGUGCCCAAGCCACCCCAGAGCGCCAAGAAGGCCAAGACCCAGGUCGCCAUCUCCAACUAAGGCUCAAUUCUGCCACCGCCGAUGAAGAAAUCCGGCACUGUUGUUAUUUGGCUGCGAGGCAGCUUGCCUGCAUGCACGCGCGUUCGUUCGUUCGAGCGCGUCUGUUUUCCGCGUGUCCAAGUGAGCUACUGAGGUUCGCACGCGCGUUGUUACCUUGUCCCUCAUUCAUGGCUGAAGAGCACCCGUUACAAUUGCGCCGCUGACCCUCUUUUUGUUGGUGUCUCUGUAUCUUGCUGUUCGUCUGUUUCUGUGCGUUGUGAGUGUCCCUCACUCCUUGCCGGUAUCGUGGUCUCGAUCACUGACCUGACACCAAGGCCGCUGCCACCAAUAAAUGCUCGACCAUGAAGCGCAA
Molecule: messenger RNA, 845 nt
Organism: Salpingoeca rosetta
Lineage: Eukaryota; Choanoflagellata; Craspedida; Salpingoecidae
Product: heat shock protein
Exons: 1
Coding region: 77-493 (138 amino acids)
Biological process (GO): response to salt stress; response to hydrogen peroxide; protein complex oligomerization
Source: RefSeq, a predicted model, not a curated record